CAGACAUUGGAGCAAGUGUGAAGGUGGAGAAGUUUCUGGAAUCUCACAUCUGUCCACUUCUCCAAGGAGAUAUCCGUUGCAUUGGCACCCAGUUUUCUCACCACCACCCCAUAGCCUGGAGCCCAAAGUACCCAAGACCCCCUACUGCACCCCAUUUUCUCCCGUUUCUCCCAUUCUCGGCUCUUCCUGCCUGUCCCUAGCAUCACGCGGUCUCCAGAUCCUGAGACCAUCGAUCAAGUCUUCCUCUUUCUAUCCAAUCAGCUACAGGCAGGCUUCUUGGCCAUGUGUCCCCCAGUCAACGUUCGCCAUGGGACCAGGGGCAUGUCCAGCCUCUUUGUGUCCUGGCUAUACCAGCUUGUCCAUGGAGACCAAAUGAAGAUCUGCUUUGCUUGCUUCAAGGAAGCUUUCCUGGUAUUUAGAAGAAUAUUGGAGACGGGAGAUUGGGACGAGGAAGAGUUGGGUAAUGCGUCUGUAGAACUCUCAGAGGAAGGAUCUGAUCCGGAUGCAUGGCUGGGGUUGGAGCUCACUGGGUUCCAGAGCCACGGGUAUUUGCCACAGACCAUCACUGAGCAUGUGGGGCCUGGGUUCCCGGUAUCAGCCCCUGUAUGGCCGGCACCCCAGCCUGUGCCUACUGAACUGCGGCCUGAGGAAGCUGUACCCCUGGAUCUGGGCCCCGAGAUUGAUGACUGGACCCAGGCGCUUCCCUUGAGAUUAGGCGUCUUUUGUUGCUGCCUCCACCGGCUGCGCAUCAUCCCUCCUCUGUCCUGGUGUGAUACUAUCUAUUUCAACCCAUAUCCUGGGCAACCUGUAUUGUUGGAGUUGAGCCCCAUCUGGCCCAUGCAGUUGCUAGUAGAAAGCUUGUUGGUACACCUGAAGUUUGUCACUGUGUUGGGUGACUUCGAUGACAUCUGCUACUUGCUGUCAAUGCGUCCUUGCUGGGCUGUGAGGACCCAGGUCCAUCGCUGGCAGAUGUUGCUGGACCCUGGUGAGCUGAGGAAGGCCUAUCUACAGAAUGAACCUGAACAGCCGGAUCUGUACCGCUGGAGGCUGAGCGUUUUGGAGUCCUCAGAGCUGGGGGUGGAGCUGGUGCCUGCUGACUGCAGCCUGCGGAAGGGGGGCUUCAAGGUGCACUCUUACCUGCCCUGGGACAGUGACAUCCCAGACGACUGGAGCACAGAUCCAGGGGAGAGGCUGUUUAUCAAAUAUAUUGAGCCUCAAAGGGAUCUGAGCUACAGCUUGCACCGUCACUUCACUGAUAACUUCCUCUCCUGAUCCUUCCUGACUCCCAAAUAACUCAGGCACUGAUACUUAGGCAGCCCCCAUUGCCCCAGGUCCCCAGGGAAUAUGAAGAGACAGAGGUUGCCUGUUCUGAGACUCAGGGAAUGGUUGGUCCAGAAUUUUAGGGGAGCAUCUGGAACAGUCUAGGGGCUUCAGGACCUCAGAGGGAAGUCUGGCAUGUUUACAGCAGGAGUUUAGCUGGGCUCAGCUGACUGUUCAGUGUUUGGAAGGUGAGGACUAGCUAUAUGUGUAGGUGGGGUGUUUUGUAUCGGGUGUCCUGGGUGACUAGUCAGAGCUCUUGUCUACUAUGUGCAUGGCCUGUGAGGUGACCUGGCGUGUGCUGUGGUUAGAUCCUGCCUUAGGAGGUCAUGAGACCGGGUUCCAGGGCUAACUGUAUGGAGUAUUUAUGCUGUUUGCUUUUAUUCAUGCCUCU
Chionomys nivalis (European snow vole) is the source of this 1711-nucleotide messenger RNA. Its product is annotated as testis-expressed protein 19.2-like. The record is from RefSeq and is a predicted model, not a curated record. Bases 283 to 1272 code for a protein of 329 amino acids. NCBI's taxonomy places the organism in Eukaryota, Metazoa, Chordata, Mammalia, Rodentia, Cricetidae. Gene Ontology annotation, biological process: male gonad development; spermatogenesis; placenta development. The transcript has a single exon. Gene Ontology annotation, cellular component: cytoplasm; nucleus.